Scutellospora calospora is the source of this 252-nucleotide messenger RNA. The record is from the annotation of a GenBank genome assembly. Lineage: Eukaryota; Fungi; Glomeromycota; Glomeromycetes; Diversisporales; Gigasporaceae.
AUGGAUAGUGCUUUAAUCCUUGAUAACUCUCCUAUAAAAACUAUGAUCUCACUUGAAGAUAGAAUUAAGGCUUAUAAAGAAAAAAAAGAUGAUGUAACAGAAUUAUUUUAUCAAGUAGCUGACGAAGGUAAUGCAGAAGCUCAACUUCAGAAAGCAGCUGAUAACCAAAAUCCUACUGCAAUAUAUAAUUUAGGAAAAAUGUAUCUUGAAGGUAAACAUAGUUUUCAAAAAGAUAAGACUAAAGCUAAAUGA